Molecule: messenger RNA, 1752 nt
Organism: Paramecium tetraurelia
Lineage: Eukaryota; Ciliophora; Oligohymenophorea; Peniculida; Parameciidae
Exons: 5
Source: RefSeq, a predicted model, not a curated record
AUGGCUUUUGUAUAUAGAAGUGAAAACAGAGGAACGUAUAUUCCAAAAACUGAAUUAGUGGGACCUGGACAAUAUGAUCACAUCCCUGAAAUAGAAAAUAGGGCCAAUCAUCAUCCCUUCAAUUCAACUGUCGAAAGAAUAAAUAAAUCUGAUAAGCUUAAUCCUAUUCCCGGCCCAGGAACUUACAACCUGCAAGGCUCCUUCGAGUGCCAAAAAGUAAUCUUUUAAUCAGACGAAUAAGAAAUCAAAAUUUUGGAAGUACCUAAACCAAUAUCAGUUUUCAGAUCCACUACUGUGAGAUUUAAGGAGGAUAGAUUUGAAGGACCUAGUCCCACUCAAUACUUUUAAGAUGAAAGGAAGAAAUUUCAUUCAGCCGGCUAAGCCAAUCGGCCUAAAAAACUAAAUGUUUUGGAACAAUUGGCUAGGGAUAACAAAUACUUAAGCAUACCCUCAAUUCCUUCUAAUGUUCAUCAAGGCUACAUUGAGAAUAAAGACAAUCAGUUGGAAUAAAAUCCUGUUGACAUAUCUUAUGAUAUUGGACCCGGAUCGUACGAUCUUAAAAGUACAUUCAACAAUACAAAACCAAGAGGAGUAUCAUGGCAUAAGCCAAGAAGCUAAGACAAAAAAGACAAUUAGUCACCUAUCGGCCCUGGUUAUUAUGACAUAUGCGGUCAAUCCUAACCUAUGUACUAAAUGAAACCAACCACAGCAUUCAGUUCUAAACAAAGUCGCUAAUCGGAUUUCAAAUUUUAAAAUCUCAAAAACAACACUGGAUAUAUCAAAAAAGGAUUGGAUAAUAAAUAAUAUAGUUUUCAUCAAUCUACUAAUCCAGCAACUACAGCCAGAGAAACUGAUGUUGAUUCAGAAUAUAGUUACAUUGAAGAUGCAACACCAGGUCCUGGUUACUAUGAAAAUGCCUCUACUCAGUAAACGAUUUCUUAAUUUUUAAAUAAAUCUUAAGCUAAAGGCUCGAUUAAAACUAGAACUAAAAGAUUUCAAUCAAAAUCAUAGCAUACUCCUGGUCCUGGCAGUUAUUAAUUGGAAGUAACUGCUCAUCGACAUAAAGGUGCUUAACCUCCAUUUUUGAUAAGCAAAACUAGGUUUGAAGAAUAACAGUCAGAGACUCCUGCUCCUGGGUCAUAUAAAGCUGCGAAUACUAUAGAAUAGAGAUUGAUCUCAAAAUUAAUGAAGGCUCCUUUAGGAUAGUUUGGAGCUAAUGAGAAUAGAUUCAAAGAACAAAAGUUAUUGGUUCCUGGUCCUGGGGCAUAUGAAGUUGAUAAACUUGAUGAUGCAAAAAAAGACAAGAAAUUACCAGAACAAAAGGGAACAUACGCUUUUAUGAGUCACGCUCCAAAAAGUUAGGAUUUAUCAAUCCCAAACAUCAAUCCAGCUCCAGGUGCAUAUAAUGUUAAUUCACAUACAAUUGCUAAUAAAAUUAUCAAACCAGAAGAAGAUGAUCCUAAAUUGGCAGUUAUUAAACCACCAUUUGGUGUUGGUGCUGAAAGAUGGAAGAUAAAAGAAGUAAAUGAAGAUGAAGAAGAUGAUGAACCUCCUUAUUUAGAAAAAUCACCAUAAAAUUAAUUAGGAUUAUUUAAAAAGAAAAAGAAAGAUCCUCCUCCAUUUAUGUGCAAAUAAGAACGAUUUUCAAAAAGUGUUCCAAAAAAUAAUCUACCUGGUCCUAUGGAUUAUGCAGAUGGGAUGUUUUCCAAUUGGAAUAAAAGAACAUUCAAUAUAAUUUUUGCUGAAAUUUGA